AUGAGAUGCUUCUUGUUCCCUCCAGAUAUGAAGCACUGUAUGAAGUGUCUUGAACAUGAACAUCCCAAUAAGGAGAGAGAUCGCUGCCUCCUCAAAGCCAUCACCUUCCUGGAUAUCAAAGAACCUCUGGGAAUGGCUCUCACCUGUGUGGCUCUUUUCUUCUCUGUGCUGACAGCUCUGAUUCUCGGGGUGUUUGUGAAGUUCCGAGAUAUACACAUAGUGAAAGCCAAUAACAGGACCCUCAGCUACACCCUCCUCAUCUCCCUCACCUUCUGUUUUCUCUGCUCUUUGCUCUUUAUCGGCCGUCCCACUGCAGUCACCUGCCUCUUCCGACAAACGACAUUUGGCCUUGUCUUCACUGUGGCUGUUUCUUCCAUUUUAGCAAAAACCAUUCUGGUUGUUAUGGCCUUCAGGGUUACAAUACCAGGGAGUAGAGGAAAGAUCUGGCUACAACCUAGAGUAUCCAACUGUAUUGUAUUACUUUCCUCUGGAAUUCAGGCAACUCUCUGUGGCAUCUGGCUGGGAAUCUCUCCCCCCUUUCCUGACACAGACACAUAUUCCCAGCCUGAUCAGAUCAUCAUUGAAUGUAAUGAGGGCUCUGUCCUUGGUUUCUACUGUGUCUUGGGCUAUAUUGGCCUCUUAGCUCUGGGAAGCUUCAUAGUGGCUUUCCUGGCCAGGAGUCUGCCUGAUACCUUCAACGAAGCCAAGUUCAUCACCUUCAGCAUGCUGGUGUUCUGCAGUGUGUGGCUCUCCUUCUUGCCCACAUACCAGAGCACCAAGGGCAAAGCCAUGGUGGUGGUGGAGAUCUUCUCCAUCCUGGCAUCCAGUGCUGGCUUACUAAGCUCUAUCUUUAUUCCCAAGUGUUGGGUGAUCUUGCUGAGGCCAAAUGAGAACGCCCAGGAAUGCAUGAGAAAUAAGUCAGAGGGCAAGAGGGGGAAGUACUCAGUGUGUGACCUCGUGCUGGAGUGGGGGAUGAGCCCUAGGGCCGGCGCUGCCACAGCUCGAGAAGAUGAGGUGGCCAGGCCCCCCCACUGGCGCUGCUCUUCCCAGAUCCGCAUCGCAGCCUUGAAUGCCAGCUCCACUGUGGAGGAUGACCACGAGGGAACCUUCAAAAGCCACAAGUCACAGACCAAGGAGGCCCAGGAGGCGGAGGCUUUCUCCUUGUACCACAAAGCCCUGGACCUGCAGAAGCAUGACCGGUGUGAGGAGUCGGAGAGAGCCUACCAGGAGCUGCUGGACACCCGCCUGCUGCGGGAGGCCGUCCUGUCCGGCGACGAGCGGGAGGGCUUGAAGCACCCGGGGCUGAUGCUCAAGUACUCCACCUACAAGAACCUGGCCCAGCUGGCCGCCCAGCGCGACGACCUGGAGACCGCCAUGGAGUUCUACUUGGAGGCGGUGAUGCUGGACUCGACGGACGUGAACCUUUGGUACAAGAUUGGCCGCGUGGCCCUGAGGCUGGUGCGCAUCCCGCUGGCUCGCCACGCUUUCGAGGAGGGUCUGCGCUGCAAUCCGGACCACUGGCCCUGCCUGGACAACCUCAUCACUGUCCUGUACACGCUCAGCGACUACACCACCGGCCUGUACUUCAUCUGCAAAGCCCUGGAGAAGGACUGCCGGUACAGCAAGGGGCUCGUGCUGAAGGAGCGCAUCUUCCAGGAGCAGCCCUGCCUGCGCAAGGACUCCCUGCGCAUGUUCCUCAAAUGCGACAUGUCCAUCCACGACGUGACCGUGAGCGCCGCGGAGACGCAGGCCAUCCUGGACGAGGCGCUGGAGCUGCGCCGGAAGAGGCAGGCCCUGCUGGUGCGCGAGAAGGAGGCCGACCUCCGGCUCACCCAGCCCAUCCCCUUCUUCACAUGGAAGUGCCUCGGGGAGAGCUUGCUGGCCACCUACGCCCACUUCACGUCGUGCGACCCCCCCCAGCCGAGCUUGGGCCGGAGGAUCGAGCUCUCGGAGUACCGCGAUCCGGCCCCGCGCGCCCUUCCCGAGCCCCCCGCCGCCGUCAGCGUCCCCCUCCCCCCGCCCGCCGCGGCCUCGGCGCCGGAGCCGCCCUUCCCCUAUGCCAGCCUGGUGCCCAGCUUUUCUCUCCCGAACCAGAGCUUACUGGAGGCCGGAGCUCCUCUCGGGGACGCCUCCGGCGGGGACAAGUCCAAGAAGGGCGUCAAGAGGAAGAGGCCGGCGGUGGAGGAGAGCGGGGAGACGGCCAAGAGGCGCUCGGCGCGAGUCCGCAACACCAAGUGCAAGAAGGAGGAGAAGGUCGACUUCCAGGAGCUGCUGCUGAAAUUCCUGCCGCCAAGGUUAAGAAAGCUGGACCCCGAGGAGGAGGAGGACGACCCCUUCGGGAACUACGAAGUGCAGUCAGAAAUCAAGCAGGAGAACUUCCCCAGCGUGGGCGCCCCCAGGCUGUCCUUCGACUCCACCACGUUCAUGGAAUCGGAGCAACAGGACGUGCACGCCUUCCUUCUGGACAACAUGCACAACGGCGGCCUGCUGGAGCUCAUGAUGAGGUACCUGAAGGUGAUGAGCCUGCAGUUCCUGGUGAAGUGGCCCCCGGGCCUGGGCCAGGUGGUGCUCAGCAUCUACGGCAGCUGGAGGAGGCACAGCAGCGGCCUGCCCAACCCUCUGCUUCGGGACUGCAGCAACCAGCACAUCAAGGACAUGAUGCUCAUGGGUCUGUCGUGCAUGGAGCUCCAGCUGGACCAGUGGCUGCUGGCUAAAGGCAAAAGCUGUGCCGUGUCCCCUCGGCACUGCCCGGCGGGAGCGCUGAAUGGCCGCUUCGGACCCGACUUCCCGGGGACUCACUUCCUGGGGGACCUCCUGCAGCUGUCCUUCGCCUCGGCCCAGCGGGACCUUUUCGAGGAAGGCUGGCUGGAGUUCAUCGUGAGAGUGUACUGGCUGAAGGCCCGCUUUCUGGCCCUGCAGGGAGACAUGGAGCAGGCCCUGGAGAAUUAUGACAUCUGCACGGAGCUGCUCCAGGCCGGAGGCCGUCAUGACGCCAAGAGCCCGCUCAUCCGGCUCCCCAACCUUCACCUGGACUCGGUGGUCUCCCUGGAGGAGAUCGAGAAGAACUUGAAGUCCCUGGAACGGUGCCAGUCCUUGGAGGAGCUGCAGCGGCUCUACGAGGGGGGCGACUACCAGGCCGUGGCCCACCUGCUGCGGCCCACCCUGUGCCUGAGCGGGUACGACCGGGCGAAGCACCUGGAGUUUGUCACCUCCAUCCCUGAGCGUCCCGCCCAGCUACUCCUGCUACAGGAUUCCCUUCUCAAACUCAAGGAUUACAGCCGCUGCUUUGAGUGCUCUGAAGUCGCCCUCCACGAGGCCAUCCAGCAGAUGAUGAACCUGACGGAGACGGCCGCCAAGGAGGAGUGGGUGGCCACGGUCACUCAGCUCCUCCUGGGCAUCGAGCAGGCCCUGUCCGCAGACAGCAGCAUCCUGGAGGAGACCCUGAGGACCCCCAGCCUCAUCCGGCUCACCAGCAACCUCAUCCAGGUCAUCGACUCCAGCAUGUCGGUCCAGGAGGAGCCCAAAGAGCCGUACGUGGCGUCGGUGCUGCCCUGGGUCAUCCUGCACCGCAUCAUCCGGCACGAGGAGGGCGGCUUCCGCGCCCGCUGCCCCCCGCAGCCCCCGCGCAGCCCCGACGACGGCGAAGGGAGACCAGACACCCCCCUGCUCCCGUCUUCACUCAUGUUACUGAACACGGCCCACGAGUACUUGGGCAGGAGGUCCUGGUGCUGCAACUCCAACGGGGCCCUCCUGCGCUUCUACGUGCGAGUCCUGCAGAAGGAGCUGGCGGCGUCCGCGUCGGAGGACACGCACCCCUACAAGGAGGAGCUGGAGACGGCCCUGGAGCAGUGCUUCUACUGCCUGUACAGCUUCCCCAGCAAGAAGAGCAAAGCGCGCUACCUGGAGGAGCACUCCGUGCAGCAGGUGGAGCUGGUGUGGGAGGNGUGCGUGGCUGGGUUCGACUCCUGGGCCGGCAUGGCUCUGGCCCGGGCCAGCCGCAUCCAGGACAAGCUGAACUCCAACGAGCUCAAGAGCGACGGGCCGGUGUGGCGCCACUCGCUGCCGGUGCUCAACUGCUUCCGCCGCGCCCUGGAGAUCGACGCGUCCAACCUGUCGCUGUGGAUCGAGUACGGCACCAUGUCGUACGCGCUGCACUCCUUCGCCUCGCGCCAGCUCAAGCAGUGGAGGGCCGAGCUGCCUGCCGAGGUGGUGCAGCAGAUGGAGGAGCGCCGCGACAGCAUGCUGGAGACGGCCAAGCUGUGCUUCACGUCGGCGGCGCGCUGCGAGGGCGACGGCGACGAGGAGGAGUGGCUCCUGCACUACAUGCUGGGCAAGGUGGCCGAGAAGCAGAAGCAGCCCCCGGCCGUGUACCUGCAGCACUACCAGCGCGCCGCUCACUACCUGCACGAGGAGGCCGCCCGCUACCCCAAGAAGAUCCAUUACCACAACCCCCCCGAGCUGGCCAUGGAGGCGCUGGAGGUCUACUUCCGCCUGCACGCGUCCAUCCUGAAGCUCGUGGGCAAGGCGGGCAGCGGCAUCGACGCCGAGAGCCUGGUGGCCUUCAUGAGGGAGGCGGCCGAGGGGCCCUUCGCCAGGGGCGAGGAGAAGAGCACUCCCAAAGCUUCAGAGAAGGAGAAGAGCUGCGUGAUGGACGAGGAUUCGCACUCCUCCGCGGGCACGCUGCCCGGCCCAGGGCCCUCCCUCCCCGCCUCGUCCGGCCCCGGCCUGACCUCCCCGCCCUACACGGCCACCCCCAUCGACCACGACUACAUCAAGUGCAAGACGCCCCGGCAGCAGACCACGCCGGACGAGAGGAGCCAGGACAGCUCGGCGGUGGCUCUGUCCGACUCCAGCUCGACGCAGGACGUCUUCGGGGAGCCGAGCAGCUCGCAGGAGACCUCCCGGAGGCCGUCCCUGGACAGGCGGCCCUCGGGGUCCUGCGCCCCGGCCGUGGCGGCCCCCAAGGAGCUGCUCCCGGAGAGGGGUACGGGAUCCCCCAGGUUGGAGGCCCGGCGGGGAGAGGCUCCCAUGGGGGGAAGCCGCCGCCCAGCCGGGCACCAGGGCAGGAGCGGAGCUGACUGUCGCCGCCCUCUCCUAGGGAAGAGCGAGGAGUCUCCGGAGGCCGGAGAGUCUGUGCGGACGCCCGGGGACGGCCGGAGGAGGGCCGAGCCCCCGGGGGAGCGGGCAGAGCUGUGCCAGCGGCUUCCGGCGGACCCCGAAGGGCAGCGCAAGUUCCUGACGGAGCAGUGCGUGGCCUCCUUCCGCCUGUGCCUGAGCCGCUUCCCUCAGCACUACAAGAGCCUCUACCGCCUGGCCUUCCUCUACGCCCACAGCAAGACCCACAAGAACCUCCAGUGGGCCCGAGACGUGUUGCUAGGCAGCGGCAUCCCGUGGCAGCAGCUGCCGCACAUGCCCGCCCAGGGCCUCUUCUGCGAGCGCAACAAGACCAACUUCUUCAACGUGAGUAGUGCUGCACGGGUGGGGGCUGGGCCUCGGGCGGCCCCCGCAGCCCCCCUUCUCCCAGCAGGCCUCCCUUUUCUCACCCCUAAAGUCCCAGCCGGGGCUUCUGCAUCGGAACCUGGAGUCCGGGGCCGGCCGGGCCAUCCCGCCUGGAGCCCCCACCCUGCAGGGGAGCCCCUCCUGCGCCCCAGUAACGUGGCCACGGGGGCUCCUCCCAGGCAGGCCGCCACACGGGAGUCACUGCUCGCACCCAUCUCCCUCGGGGGCCCCCUUUGGGCUUCUCUCUUGGUCAUCACCCCUUCCAGGUCCGGAGGCAAACGGGGGCAGGGACUGUCUGAGGCUCCAUUUGGACCCGUGACGUCCACUCCAGGGUAG
Molecule: messenger RNA, 5835 nt
Organism: Gracilinanus agilis (Agile Gracile Mouse Opossum)
Lineage: Eukaryota; Metazoa; Chordata; Mammalia; Didelphimorphia; Didelphidae
Product: calcineurin-binding protein cabin-1-like
Exons: 28
Coding region: 1-5835 (1944 amino acids)
Biological process (GO): G protein-coupled receptor signaling pathway; chromatin organization
Cellular component (GO): nucleus; membrane
Molecular function (GO): G protein-coupled receptor activity; protein binding; nucleosome binding
Source: RefSeq, a predicted model, not a curated record